Molecule: messenger RNA, 615 nt
Organism: Aureobasidium namibiae CBS 147.97
Lineage: Eukaryota; Fungi; Ascomycota; Dothideomycetes; Dothideales; Saccotheciaceae
Exons: 2
Coding region: 1-615 (204 amino acids)
Biological process (GO): dolichol-linked oligosaccharide biosynthetic process
Cellular component (GO): extrinsic component of endoplasmic reticulum membrane; UDP-N-acetylglucosamine transferase complex
Molecular function (GO): hexosyltransferase activity
Source: RefSeq, a predicted model, not a curated record
AUGUCAAACGAAUCUUCGAGUCGCCCCCGCAAGGUGUGCUUUGUGACAAUCGGCGCGACCGCUUCCUUUCAAGCCCUGAUCCGUGCCACCGUCUCUUCGGCCUUCUGCAACUCGCUUGAACAGAAUGACUACACAGACUUGAUCGUACAGUAUGGUGCUGAUGGUCAUGGCUUGUUCCAGUCGCUGCUGCAGGAUGUAGCCUCGAAGGAACAAGGUGCUGGUGUCAACGUGUCUGGAUUUGGACUGGAUACAAAUGGCCUGGCGCAGUACAUGAAUCUGGCAAAGACUGGUGGAGGUGGCCGCGGCGUAGAAGGCCUUGUCGUUAGCCAUGCUGGCUCAGGAACCAUCCUUCAAGCUCUGCGUAUCGACGUGCCGAUAGUCGUCGUACCCAACUCGGAGCUGCUAGACAAUCACCAGAUUGAACUCGCAGACGCCCUUGCUGAGCAGGAGUAUGUUGUUCAUGGCAAGCUUGAGAACAUGCCUCAAGCGCUCCUCGAUGCCGAAAAACUACGACUCCGACAAAAGACAUGGCCACCAGUCAACUCGGGCACACACCGACAGACAAAAGGCCUCGCUGGCGUUGUCGACGAAGAGAUGGGAUUUUUGGUUGAAUGA